This is a messenger RNA of Phycodurus eques (leafy seadragon), 1362 nucleotides long. RefSeq names its product ADP-ribosylation factor-like 2 binding protein (gene arl2bp). Bases 78 to 617 code for a protein of 179 amino acids. Gene Ontology annotation, biological process: positive regulation of tyrosine phosphorylation of STAT protein; maintenance of protein location in nucleus. Lineage: Eukaryota; Metazoa; Chordata; Actinopteri; Syngnathiformes; Syngnathidae. The record is from RefSeq and is a predicted model, not a curated record. Gene Ontology annotation, cellular component: mitochondrial intermembrane space. The transcript is spliced from 7 exons.
AAAGCCGCACCGGGUGAUCGUUUCCUUGGUAACACCACUACGUUCACUAUUUUACGAGUCCACAUUAGCGCCUAAACAUGGACAUUCGGGGACGAAGUGCGCAGGGCUGCGGCGAAAACAUUGUGGACAUGGUUGACAUGGAGGACGAAACCUUUGCGAUCUCCAGUUCCUCAGCUGCUGACACUGCAUUCGACUCUGUUAUUGGUUGCAUAGAAGACAUCAUUAUGGAGGAGGCUUUCCAGCUACUACAGCAGAACUUCAUGGAGAAACACUACCAAGAGUUUGACAACACUGAUGAGAACAAGCUCAGCUACACACCCAUUUUCAAUGAAUAUGUGGAGCUGUUGGAGAAAUAUGUGGAGCAGCAGUUGAUCAAGAGGAUCCCCAGCUUCAAUAUGUCCACCUUCAUUGAGCAUCUCAUGGAGCACAAAGACGAAGUGUCAGGCGACAUUGUUGACAUACUGCUGUCCUUUAUUGACUUUGUGGCCUUCAAGGAGAUGGUUCUGCAAUACAAAGUGGAAAAGGAGGGACGAAGUCUGGACCUGAGCCAAGGACUGAUAGUCACACCUUUAACCCCUGCAGCCUCCACCCACACUGGAUCCAAUCAGUUGCAAUGACACACACACGCGCACACACACAAUAGACACGUGUAUGUGUGCCACAUUAUGGAAAAUAUUGUCGAUUGAACUCAAAACGCAUCCAUAAACCUCAAGUCUGACACAUGGGAAGAGACAACCACUCGCAGCGAUAGGAAUGUAGUCCUCAGUGAACCUUUGCACCGUGGGAGGAAGUUGGCGAUGCCACACGAGCUGAGGGAGAACAUGCAGAUUCUGAGACUCGUCCAAACCGAAACAUGCUUGUUGUUAUAGAAGAGGUGCUAACCAAUGUGCCAGUGUGCUACCACAGCUGGACCCCUAAAAAGUGUAUUUGUGUACAAAACAUCCCCAAAUGCUAAUUCCCUGUUUAAGAUGGAAAAUGAAGAAGACGUGAUAUGUUACAUUCAUCUUGAUUCAUAAACAACAUCAGGAGGAUUUUAUUUAUUUUUUUGUCAUAAAUACUGUUGUUGGUACUAAUCUUAACUUAUGUUUUUGUCGAGCAAAUAGUACUGAAUGAGAGCUGCGCAGACUGAUGGAGAAAAAAAACACACGUUUGUGUUAGAUGUUUUGAGUUUGUGGCUAAACAAGAAUUCCUCACAUUUUUACAAUAUUGGUUUGAUUGCAUGUUGUGCCUGUGAAAGUGAUUUAAAAAAAAUAAAAAAAAUAAAAAAAAAAAUGUAAAUAGUGAUUUGUAUCGAGUAUUUGUGUAAUGAUGAAAUGCCUGUGACACAUUUUCUAAUAAACAGGAGAAAAGCCUCCAAUCUGC